AUGUUCGAAAAAGUCGUAUCUCUGGGCUCCCGCCUGCACUACCCCAUCACCAUCACAAAGCUCCUCAAGUCCCCCGGCGACUCCAUCAAGAAGCAGGAAAACAUCAUUGAGUAUAAAUUCACCUGGCGACGCAAGGUCGGCGACGACUCGUGGACCGACGAGACCACCUACACGGAGUUUGACAGCCCCGCCGAGGGCAAGCUCAAGGAAUGGCGCAUCGGCGAGGGCAUGGUCAUCAGCGCGGACACCCCCUGCAUGGCCGUCGAGGAGGCCUGCGGCCACGAGGUCCAGAUUCAGGGCCUUUGCAGCCUGUGCGGCGCCGACAUGACCGAGGUCAACUGGGCCAGCGAGGAAAAGGACACUGACCGCGCCAUGAUCAACAUGACGCACGACCAGACGGGUCUCAUGGUCAGCGAGAGCGUCGCCAUGAAGGCCGAGCACGACACUCAGAAGCGCCUGCUGCGCCAGCGCAAGCUCAGCCUCGUCGUCGACCUCGAUCAGACCAUCAUCCACGCCUGCAUCGAGCCCACCGUCGGCGAGUGGCAGCGAGACCCGUCCAAUCCCAACCACGACGCCGUCAAGGACGUCAAGAGCUUCCAGCUCAACGACGACGGGCCCCGCGGCCUUGCCAGCGGCUGUACAUACUACAUCAAGCUUCGCCCGGGCCUCCGCGACUUUCUUGACGAGGUGGCUAAGAUGUACGAGCUGCAUGUCUACACCAUGGGCACCCGCGCCUACGCCCUCAACAUUGCGCGCAUCGUCGACCCGGACCGCAAGCUCUUUGGCAACCGCGUCAUCAGCCGCGACGAAAACGGCAGCAUCACCUCAAAGAGCCUGCAGCGCCUCUUCCCCGUCAGCACAAACAUGGUCGUCAUCAUCGACGACCGCUCCGACGUCUGGCCCCGGAACCGGCCCAACCUCAUCAAGGUGGUACCCUACGACUUUUUCAAGGGUAUCGGCGACAUCAACUCGAGCUUCCUGCCUAAGCGCACCGACCUGUUGCCCGCGCCCCCGCAGUCCAACGGCUCCCCCGCGACCCCCGAAGCACCGGCGCCGGAAAAGCAAGACAAGGAGGCGCCCAAGGCAUCGCCACUCGAUGAGAUUGCCAGGAUGGGCAGCGCCGACAACGGCGUCAGCCUUAAGGUCCAGGCCGAGGAGCAGGAGAAGACGCUGGAGAAGCAGUUGACGGAUCGGCCGUUGCUGCACAUGCAAGAGGAGCUCGACCGCGCCGACGAGCUUUCGGCCCAGGGCUCGGAAACGGGCGAUUCGGCGAUGCCCAGCCACACACGGCAACACCUGCUCAGCGACGAGGACGAGGAGCUCAGCGCUCUGCAGGAUCACCUGACGGACCUCCACGCGUCCUUUUACGAGACCACCAAGAGCCGCCGGAGGUCGACAGUCGACGACGGCGUCGACCUGUCCAUGGUGCCGGACGUGGGCGACAUCUUGGACGAGCUCAAGUCGAAUGUCCUGUCGGGCCUCGUCAUUGUGCUAUCCGGGCUCGUACCGCUGGGCGCAAAGGUGGAGGAGUCUGAGAUUGGGAUGCAUGCGCAGAGCUUUGGCGCCCAGGUGCUGGACAGCGUGUCGAGGCGCGUCACCCACCUGGUGGUGUCUACGACGCGGCCUCGCACCAAAAAGGUGCAGCAGGCGGCCAAGAUUGCCAGCGUCAAGAUUGUCAACCAGAACUGGCUCACCGACUGCCUCAGCCAGUGGCGGCGGCUGGACGAGCGGCCAUACUACCUAGACAUUCUCGAUGCGGACCGCGAGCGAUCAGACGACACAGCAGAGGUGGCGUCGGGAACCGAAAACAGCGGCGACACGGACGCCCGAGACCUCAAGGACUUUGACUGGGCCACGGCGGACAAGGACCUGGAAGACUUUCUGGGCGACGACGAAGACGAAGACGACGACAACGAUGAUGAGUCUGGGGCCCGCGAGGACGGCAAGAGUGCCGGCGGCGAGAGCGCAGCCGAGGCAGAAGACGGGAGGAAGAGCGCCAAGCGCAAGAAGCGCACAGAAGACGAGUCGGACGGGGACGGGCCGUCGGGCGAGGCGGACGAGAGCGUCAUGGCCAAGAAGCAGCGCCUGUCGCGCAACCGGGGCACCUCGGCUUUGAGGUCGGUCUUGACCCCCAACGGCGGCGGUGGCAGGGCGGGGGAAGGGGAUGAGCAGCCGCUGGGCAGGGGGGCGAAUCCAGCGCCGACGGUCAGCUUCGACACCAAUGCCGACUUUGACGACGACGCGCUGGAACGGGAGCUGCUGGCAGAGCUGGAGGCGGCCGAGGCGUGA
Molecule: messenger RNA, 2289 nt
Organism: Hirsutella rhossiliensis
Lineage: Eukaryota; Fungi; Ascomycota; Sordariomycetes; Hypocreales; Ophiocordycipitaceae
Product: NLI interacting factor-like phosphatase domain-containing protein
Exons: 3
Coding region: 1-2289 (762 amino acids)
Cellular component (GO): nucleus
Molecular function (GO): RNA polymerase II CTD heptapeptide repeat phosphatase activity
Source: RefSeq, a predicted model, not a curated record